GUCCUGUAAUUAUUAUUAUUAUACAGGAGGAGCAGCUUGUGGUGUCCUGUUAUUAUUAUUAUACAGGAGGAGCAGCUUGUGGUGUCCUGUUAUUAUUAUACAGGGGGAGUAGCCUGUGGUGUCCUUUUAUUAUUAUUAUACUGGAGGAGCAACCUGUGGUGUCCUGUUAAUAAAGACAUAUGUUAUUAUGUUUAUGCUGGGGUGCAGCCUUUAGUGUCGUUGUUAUUAUUAUUAUUAAUUUUACUAUAUGAAAUUGUGGGGAUUGAAAAUAUUGCUCAAAUUCUCGGAUAUAUUAAAGCAGAGACCAUAAUAUACCUGGCAUGUGUAACAGAUGAUAAUUGAAGCAGUAUGAAGCAAAUGUAUAUCACACUCCUGGGAGUGUCACAGUGACAUCAUUUAGAUCUAUAGUAAUAAAGGAACUCCAGCUGUGGGGAACGGAGUCUUUAUUACACAUCACACGUUCUGUAUUCUCUCUGAUUCACAAAGGAUGGACAAGGACAGGAGUCACAGGACUGAGAGGAUAAUUAAUAUCACCCUGGAGAUCAUCUACCUGCUGACUGGGGAGGAUUACACAAUAGUGAAGAAGACAUCCAAUGAGUGUGAGAUAACCAGCAGCCAUCCCUGUGUAUCUGGAGGACUGAGUAGAACCCAGAGCCCCAUCACGGUGCCUCCACCUCACUCACUGACACAUGAAAGACACAAUGACCAGAAGAUCCUGAAACUCGCCAACAAGAUCAUUCAGUUGCUGACUGGAGAGGAGGGGGAGUAUAUAGAGGAACACAGGGGUCUGUACAAGGACGUGAUGAUGGAGAAUCACCGGCCGCUCACAUCACUGGAUGGGCCCAGUAACAGAGAUACCCCAGAGAGAUGUCCCCGUCCUCUGUAUUCCCAGGAUUGUACAGAUGAGAAUCACAGGAUCCCACAGGAGGAUCAGGGUGAAGCCCAAAUAAAUAAUGUUAAAGUCAAAGAUACAGAGGGAGAAGUAGAGACGUAUCUGACUGAUAUAAAGGCAGAAGAUAUAGAGGGAGAAGAAGAGACGUAUGUGACUGAUAUAAAGGCAGAAGAUAUAGAGGGAGAAGAAGAGAUGUAUGUGAGGGGUGAUCAGCAGUGUACGGAGGAGGAGAUCCCUACAGAUAUCAGCACAGCAGAUGGACACACAAGCAAGAACAUCUCAGAAGGACAUCUAAUGUUAUCCCUGGAUUCUGAAAUAACCGAUAACGACAGUAGACAGGAUUCUCCAGGAGCUAACCCCAUUACCCCAAUUAUACAUCCAGCUCUAUCAGCUGAUCCCUCUGAUCCUGGGAAAUGUUCUCCUGAUCACUCUGAUAUUGGUGCAUCUGUUACAGCUCUGACAGAAGAUACAGUGUUUCCGUGUUCUAUAGAUGCCAAAUGUUUUACACAGAACACAAAGCUUAUUACCCAACAUCCAGCUAAAGCAGGUGAGAGGCCAUUUCCAUGUUCUGAGUGUGGGAAAUGUUUUACAUAUAAAUCAAAUCUUGUUACACAUAAGAGAACUCACACAGGUGAGAAGCCAUAUUCCUGUUCUGAGUGUAGGAGAUGUUUUGCAAAAAAAUCACAUCUUGUUAUACAUCAGAGAAGUCACACAGGUGAGAUGCCAUUUUCCUGUUCUGAGUGUGGGAAAUGUUUUGCAACAAAAUCACAUCUUGUUUUACAUCAGAGAAGUCACACAGGUGAGAAGUCGUAUUCCUGUUCUGAGUGUGGGAAAUGUUUUGCACAGAAAUCAAAUCUUGUUAUACAUCAGAGAAGUCACACAGGUGAGAAGUCGUAUUCCUGUUCUGAGUGUGGGAAAUGUUUUGCACAGAAAUCAAAUCUUGUUAUACAUCAGAGAAGUCACACAGGUGAGAGGCCGUAUUCCUGUUCUGAGUGUGGGAAAUGUUUUGCACAGAAAUCAAAUCUUGUUAUACAUCAGAGAAGUCACACAGGUGAGAAGCCGUUUUCCUGUUCUGCGUGUAAGAAAUGUUUUGCACGGAAAUCAGAUCUUGUUACACAUCAGAGAAGUCACACAGGUGAGAGGCCGUAUUCCUGUUCUGAGUGUGGGAAAUGUUUUGCACAGAAAUCAAAUCUUGUUACACAUCAGAGAAGUCACACAGGCGAGAGGCCAUUUCCAUGUUCUGAGUGUGGGAAAUGUUUUACAUACAAAUCAGCUUUUGUUACACAUCAGAGAUAUCACACAGGUGAGAAACCAUUUCCAUGUUCUGAGUGUGGGAAAUGUUUUGCACGGAAAUCAAAUCUUGUUAAACAUCAGAGUAGUCACACAGGUGAGAGGCCAUUUUCUUGCUCUGAGUGCGAGAAAUGUUUUACACGGAAAUCAAAUCUUGUUAAACAUCAGAGUAGUCACACAGGUGAGAGACCAUUUCCAUGUUCUGAGUGUGGGCAAUGUUUUGCACAGAAAUCACAUCUUGUUACACAUCAGAGAAGCCACACAGGUGAGAAGCCUUUUCCAUGUUCUGAGUGUGGAAAAUGUUUUGCACAGAAAUCAAAUCUUGCUACACAUCAGAGAAGUCACACAGGUGAGAAGCGAUUUUCUUGCUCUCAGUGUGGGAAAUGUUUUGGACGCAAAUCAGAUCUUGUUAUACAUCAGAGAAGUCACACAGAUAAGAAUCCAUUUCUAUGUUCUGAGUGUGGGGAAUGUUUUGCACACAAAUCAGAUCUUGUUAUACAUCAGAGAAGUCACAGAGGUGAGAAUCCAUAUCUAUGUUCUGAGUGUGGGAAAUGUUUUGCACACAAAUCACAUCUUGUUACACAUCAGAGAAGUCACACAGGUGAGAAGCCAUUUUAUUGCUCUGAGUGUGGGAAAUGUUUUACCCAGAAAUCAUGUCUUGUUAUACAUCAGAGAAGUCACACAGGUGAGAAGCCAUUUCCAUGUUCUGAGUGUGGGAAAUGUUUUGCACACAAAUCAGAUCUUGUUAUUCAUCACAGAAGUCACACAGGUGAGAAGCCAUUUUAUUGCUCUGAGUGUGGGAAAUGUUUUACCCAGAAAUCAAGUCUUGUUACACAUCAGAGAAGUCACACAGGUGAGAAGCCAUUUUAUUGCUCUGUGUGUGGGAAAUGUUUUACCCAGAAAUCAAGUCUUAUUAUACAUCAGAGAAGUCACACAGGUGAGAAGCCAUUUCCAUACUCUGAGAAAUAAAUCAGCUCUUGUUUCACACAACAGACAUCACUUAGGUGAGGAACCAUUUUAAUCUUCUGGAGUAUACUCAUCAUUGCCAUGCGUUUUUCUUCAAGGUUCUUAUCCUAUCUCCUAUGCUUUUUGCAAUAUACAUGCUACCACUGGGUGAAAUAAUCAGAUGUCAUGCCCUCAUCUACCACUGCUAUGCAGAUGACCUGUCUUUUGCUCCAGGUACCCAGUACCAAUCCUAAAUGGUUGUCUAGCUGAGCUCCAGGUGUUGGUGAUGCCAGUUGGCUGUGACUCAGUCCUGGUGAAACAGGUCUUUAUGAUAGAAGCUCACCACCAAAGGACAGGGCUACAGCUCAGCUUUGCAAAGCAACCAGACUUACGCUUGGGGGUUCAGAGUUACAAAAUGCUGAUCAUGUGCGGAAUCUUGGUGUCCUGGGUGGUGGAGUGACACUUAGACAUCAGGUAUCUGCCACAAUCAGAUCCUCAUCUGAGGAACAUAGCCAGACUCCACCACUUAUUUCCCUCAGAAGAUCUACCUACAGUCAUACAUACACUUGUAUAAUCACACAUAGACUACUUCAAUGUCCUCUACCAGGAUCUCCCAGCAAUAGAAUUGCACCGCUUGUAGCUUGUACAGAAUGCAGCAGCCAGGCUGUUACCUAACCAGCCCGUUCCUGCCACAUCACACCCAUUCUCUACUCCCUUCACCGGCUGCCAGUAAGAUGGGGACUAUUAAUCUUACUGACUCUCCCAGCCCUACAUGACCGGGGUCCAAGGUACCAGAAGCAGCUUCUGCCUCCUUACUGCCCAGCUUGCUUCCAUCUGCAGAUGGACUGUUACCAGCAGUUCCAAGAAUCCCCAAGCAGUGCUGAGAUGUCAGAGUGGAGACAUGUUGGAUGGCACUAUUGCUGUGGUGGGGACUGCCGGAGGCACUAUCUGUGGCUAGUAUCCCCAAGCGGUGCUGAGGUGUCAGAGGGGAGAGACAGGGUGGGUGGCACUAGUGCUGUAGUGGGGCUGCCGUAGGCACUAUGGGUAAUUUAUUUUUCAUCCACUUGGGGUCACUGGAGUACUCUUGAGAUAUCAACUGAGAGUUAGCAGGAACAUGCACAUUUAAAUUAGUAACCCUCCUUCCCCUCCAUACUCCCAAAGGUACCUCACGUGGAGAGUUCUCCACAGUUUUUCUAUUUUUCACAGAUUUUUUCUUUUUUACACUCAAUCCCUUCCCAGAUUAUUAAGAAGCUUUGGUCCGGGAUUGUUUGUGCUGCUGCUGCAGCAAUUGGCUUGUCGUGCUCAGGAGAGGAGUACGAGUACGGCGGCUGCCGCGACUCUGUCUUCAGAAGGAGGAGAGGGGGGAGGCUGAGCGCAAUAUAUAUUGGCUAAUAUGGUAAUAAGUCUCAUCUUGCAUGCUUUAUUAUACUUGAGUAUAGGCAUGCACAUGGCAGGACGCCAUUUUAACCUUACUUCCUGGUUCUUCUUGCAGGGAGUUUGCUGCUGUCCUACGACACUCGCCCACUGGAGGAGUUGGGGUGUUAGUAGGAAUUCGGUACAGCACAGGUUUCACUGAUUGCAGUGUGUCCCACGUACACUGCACUUCUGGGUUAU
Pseudophryne corroboree (corroboree frog) is the source of this 4741-nucleotide messenger RNA. RefSeq names its product zinc finger protein 271-like. Gene Ontology annotation, cellular component: nucleoplasm. Gene Ontology annotation, molecular function: RNA polymerase II cis-regulatory region sequence-specific DNA binding; DNA-binding transcription repressor activity, RNA polymerase II-specific. Gene Ontology annotation, biological process: regulation of transcription by RNA polymerase II. The transcript is spliced from 8 exons. The record is from RefSeq and is a predicted model, not a curated record. NCBI's taxonomy places the organism in Eukaryota, Metazoa, Chordata, Amphibia, Anura, Myobatrachidae. Bases 488 to 3151 code for a protein of 887 amino acids.